AUGGGAGUACCCAAGUUGAAGAAGUUUGUGUCCAGUAGCAAAGGAUGGUACACAAUACAAGUGUCAGGCAAAGUAGUCAUCGAUGGCAACUCACUCUGCUAUAAUCUGAACAAACAGCAUGAGUGGAAGUUUGGAGGUGAUUACAAAGACUUCUAUGAAACGGUUACAGUGUACAUUCAAGAGCUCAAGGCAUUAGAAAUAGAGCCGUACAUUGUGGUGGAUGGUAUGGCUCACGAUAACAGCAAGUAUCAGACGUACAUAGCGAGAAACGAAGAGCGUAUCAACGGAAUUGCUAUCAGCCAAUCCCUAGGCACAGCACCACACAACAUUUUUAUCUUGCCCUGCCCUGUUAUCAGCGAAGAUUCAGACUUCUUCAUUUUCAACAUUGAAGCUGGCUACAUACCAUUGACAGGUGGUGACCAACAAACACGAAUUGAGUUUCAAAAGCCAGUCAAACGAUUUCAGCAUAAAGAAUUCGAUAAAAGCUUAAAACUGAACGAAGAACAGCGGCUGUUCUUUCCUUUUAUCCUAGGCAAUGACUUCCAUAAGGGUGUUUCACGGUCCUCACUGCAAUUAACCUUCAGCACACCACUCCGCAACAUCUCAAGAAAACUAUCAAUGCUAGAUUUCAGCAAUGCAACUUUGACACAAUUCGUUUGUCCGAACCCCACAAGCCAGAUGGAAAAUAUCAAAUUGUACUACAGAGGGGCAGCUCGAUCAUUUGAUGACCUUGCAUCUACCAGUUCACUUCUGGAGUUGUAUCCACACACCCAGGAGUGGAUCAUGCAAGAGUACAAGAAUGGUAGGUUCAUGGCUCCAAUAAUGAGUCUUGCAACUUGCCCUACUAUGAAGCGGUGGCGACACACCAUAGUGGUUGAAGAUUUCAGCCAACAAAGCGCGUGGAAGGUUACAAAAUUUGGAAGAAAAUUUAUCAUUGGGGCUUUACUUGGUGACCAAGCAAACAAGCAUCAGAUAGUGACAACCGAAAUUAAGCCACCAUCACCUGACAACUCAAAACUUGCAUUGGUGGACACCGAAGUCAUCUUAGCUCCAAAGCACACCACAAUUCUACCUGUGCCACUAAAAGAUGUUCCACAAAUGCCAGUCACCGUUCGCAAGGAGAUAAUGUAUCGUGUGUUUCACUAUACCGAGCCUGCUGAGUCGGACAUUCCUGAGGGGCUACAGUUAGCCAUGAUUGCAAGGUGCUGCUGGGUACGUAAAGUAGCUUGCGACAAUACACACCUGAUUCAGUCACUCGUAUGCUGUAUUCUAACCUGCUACGGCCAUUUUCCAAUGACUGAUCGAAGAGACGGAUGUAAGUUAGCUCAACAUGAGAUUCUGUUUUUUCUACACUCCUAUGCUCAGUGGCAGUGUCUACUACAUCACGUUAUCGCGUUUAACCAAGUUCUAAGCCACCCCUUUCCAUACACAAGCCCUGCUAGGCUAUUCUCUUCAAGUUUACUUCUACACUUCUACCAGCAGACCUCACAGGUCCUACAAGAAAAGAUGGACACAUUGGCAACGAGUAUGCUACAAAUAAUUACAGAGAGCAAGUAUUCUACUGAAAGUUUGAAAGAUAUUGAACUAGAGCCUUCGCAGACAAAGAAACGUCGCACUACAUACUGA
This is a messenger RNA of Halichondria panicea, 1626 nucleotides long. Its product is annotated as protein asteroid homolog 1-like. The transcript has 2 exons. The record is from RefSeq and is a predicted model, not a curated record. NCBI's taxonomy places the organism in Eukaryota, Metazoa, Porifera, Demospongiae, Suberitida, Halichondriidae. The coding region runs from base 1 to 1626 and encodes 541 amino acids.